AUUUUCUAAGUACAAUAUUGGUCAUUAGAGCAGGACAAAAUGUGUUGUUGUCUGCAGGUGGCGGUGUCUGGCAUCCCUCGCGUCCCUGGCUGGGUCACGUGACCGCCGCGGCGCGCCGCCAUUGGCUGUCCGCCGCCAGCAUGACCCAUGCCUGCCCCUGCCGCUGCCUGACCCGCCACAAAACUCAUCAACAUUUUAUCACACUGAUGACAAUAAUACGUCGCCACCCCGCCGGGGCCGCGCCCCGGGCCGGCACGCCCCCAGGGAGGGCCCCCCGUGGUCGCCGCCGCCGCCGCCGCGUCGUCAAAAUGGCGGGACCGUCGCCGCCGCGCCGCUCCGCCGUGUGACCCGCGGCAGGAGGUUCCUGUGCCCCCGCCCGCCCGCCCGCAGGUGACGGCUGACGCGAGGGCGGCGCUAUGUCCGGCCAGUUCAGCCAGGAGGUGCUGCGGGCCUGCGUGGGCCACGUGUGCCAGGCCAUCGGCUACCAGGGCAUCUACGCCACGCCGCUGGGGGUGCUGACGGACCUGCUGCACCGCUACCUCGCCGAGCUAUGCCGCCUCACGCACCGGUACACCGAGCACUUUGGCCGCACCGAGCCCACCUUGGACGACCUCGGACUGGCGUUCAUGGACAUGGGGAUCUCGGUGUCGGAACUGGAGGAGUAUAUCAACAAUGUGGACUGCCCCCCCUUCCCACACCCCAUGCCGCAGCUCCCUGUGCCCCGCCCCUCCAACCUCAACUUCCUCAAGCCCGGGUCAAGGGAGAUCCUGUCCCGGCCCAUCCACAUCCACGAGCAUCUGCCCCCCAUGUACCCCGAGAAGGAGGGUGAGUGGGGGGGGAGCCUCACUUUUGUACCCUUUGAGGAGGAGGUGGACGUGAAGGUCGGAGGGGGGAUGGAUGAUGCAGUGGGUGAGGGCAUCUCCCCCUCCGUCUCCCCACAGCCGGCAGUCAAGAGGCCGGCGGAUUCAGAUGUGUCACCCGCCAAGAAGCCAAAGUUCUCACUGGACGACGAGGGCCAGCCGGUGCGGGAGAUAGUGAGUGUCAUGAUGACCACCUCAGGGUUCAUAUCGUCGGCGCGGGAGGGCAAGCUUCCCGAGGCUCGCUGCCCCGACAUUCCCCUCGCCCUACCACGCUGCUCCUCACCCUCCACUGUCGGCAAGAAGAAAAUGACGGUGGAGAAGCUCAUCCGCCAGAAGAACAAUCUAGGGGGGGGUGGGGGACCGAGGGCAGGGCCAGUGCGACCGCCCCGCCCCAAGAUCAAGACAGGCGGCAAAGACAGGAUGAAUGGGAAAGGUCUGAAGCUCCCCAAGUUCCAGUCCCGCCCACUCUCUCUCCCCAAGGGUUGCCCGCCUGGCUCCUCCCCACUGCCCCCCAAGCUCAAAAUGCCCCUGCUCAAGCCCCCCACUCCAAAACCCCCCAAGGUGUCUUCCCCAAAAGGACCCAUUCUCCCCAAGGCUGCCAGCACCCCCAAGGCCUCCCCCGCCAAGCCUGGACAGUCACCUGGCUCCUCCACCCCCAAGUCGUCUACCCCCAAAAUCAAAGUUCCCAAGCCGCCGCGGCCGCCCAAAGGUGAGGGCAAGAAGAGUGGGACCGGACAGCCCAAGGGUGAGAAGGGGGACAAGGACAAGGAUAAAGACAAGGACAAGGAUAAAGACAAGGACAAGGACAAGGAGAAGGAGAAGGACAAGGACAAGGAAGGGGAGGCAGGAAACACAAGCAAGAAGGUGAAGAAGGAGAAGGACGGAAGCAAGAAAGAAGGUAAGAAGGAAGGAAGCAAGAAGGAGGGCAAGAAGGAAGGGAAGAAGGAUGUACGAAAGGACAAGGAGGGGAGGAAGGAGGGAAGCAAGAAGGAGACCAAGAAGGAAAAGGAGAUGAAGAAGGAGAGGGAGAGGGAGAGGGAGCUGAUCAUUGCCCUACAGUCAUCCUCGGCCGUCACCGUGACCUCCAUCCCUGCCCCAAGCAAGCCUCCGGAUGGCCCUCCCCCACCCGGCCCCGAGAAGGCUGAGGGCAAGUCCAAGCUGAGCAUCUUCAAGAAAAUCAACAAGUCCAAGGAUGCCAAAGAGGAACGCGAGGCCUCGGCCACCGCCUCUGGCCCCGCCUCCGCCCAGCCAUCCCGGGAUAGUUCCCCGGACCUCAUGAUUGAUGAGACCCCAGGCCGGGGCCAGCGCCGUCCCCCGGAGGAGCCGCCCAUGGAGGCACCUGCCUCCGUGCAUGUUGAGGUGACGCCAGAUGUGACUCCCAGGUCCCCGGGAGACUACACCCCCUACCAUGAAGACUUAUCUCCCCCCACCACCCCCUCCACGCCCCGCACCCCAGAAUUGCCCCCACACCUGCCGCCUCACCGCUCCAUUGAGAAGAGGCGGGCCCGGGACAAAGGGCGGGAGCGGCGGCCCCGGAAAGACCGGUCCAAGUCGCCGAAAGGUGGUCCGUUCAGCCCUGGUCCCCGUGAUGCAGGUGAACCUGAGCCACCUGAGCGCCCCAAGACCCCUGAGGGCGGUCUGCCCAUGGAGGACAUGGGGGGUGCCCCGGGUGCCCCCUUCCUCCCAGCCUUCCCCACAGCCCCAGGCUUCAUUCCUCCAUUCUCCAGGUUCCCAUUCCUGCCUCCCUUCGGUGGGCCGCCCCCCCGACCGGGGCUGGCACCCCCGAUCCCUGACCUGCGUCUGCCCCCCCACCACCACUUCCUGCCCCGACCGCCCCUCCAGAGGCCGCUGGAGGAGGACUCACUGUGUCCGGUGGAGGACAACGAGCCUUUGGAGCGGCCCCCCACCCCCCGCCACCCCCGGGAGGGCAGCCCCCUCAUGAUGCGGGGCCAUGGCUCACCCAUGCGUUCCCCAUCACCCUCCACGCCCCCCAGACCCCGAACUCCUGCCCACCAUUCUCCCCCGCCUCAGCCACUUCCCAGGCCUCACCCCCGCCCCGACAAGCCAGAGAAGACAGACAAAGAGAAGAAAAAGGAGCACAAGAAGGAGAAGAAGGAGAAAGAGAAGGAAAAGGAGAAAGGGAAGAAGAAGAAAGACAAGAAGGACAAAGAGAAAGAGAAGGACAAAUCAGACAAGAAGAAGGAGAAGGAGAAAACAAAACAGGAGAAGAAGGAGAAGAAGGUGAAGAGGGAGAAGGAGGAAGGUGGGCCCAGAAUCACAAUGAAACUCACCUCGUCCCUCCCCAGCCCCUCGUCUUCCGGCCCCGACGCCCCGAUGCCCACCACCCCCAAGCUUCACACACCCUCUGCUGGUAUGGGAAUAAUGCCAGUAGUAGGAGCCUCUCAGUAUAUGAACGUCAAGGUGAUCAAGCCCGUGGUGAAGCAUGACGAGAUCCCUCCGCUGCCGCCACCACCACCGCCGCCGCCCUCCAGCACGCAGGAUGAUCAGCCCGGCUCCCCUGAGAUAGCCAAGUUCUCGGCACUCAUCACACGGGCGCCGCGCAGCAGCCAGCAGAAGCGAGCUGAGAGCCCCCCGGCCCUCCCCGUGCUGAAGAUCAAGGACGUGCCCAACCCCAUGGCCAAGCACAAGGAGGGGAAGGAGUCUGGCCACACCCCGGCCAAGGUGAAGGAGGUGCCGCCCCUCAAGAUAAAGAACCCCACAACCACCUCCAACAAAGCCUCCUCCUCCAAGGUGUCUCCCCCCACCCCCAAGCAGUCUGUGGCCAAGCUGCCCACCUCCCCUAAGGCUGCCACUGCCACCACCCCCAAGCCUCCCCCAGCGCCCAAGGUCAUGGAGGAAAAGAAGUCCCCAGGAGCCAAGAAACCCAGAGAGAAAAAGGAAAAGAAAGAGAAAAAGAUGAAGGAUAUUCCACCUCCAAGUCCCAACCCGCUGGUGGGGAGCAUAAGCAAGCCUGGACCAGCCAGCAGCGUCAGUGUUGGCAGCAGCAGUGGUGGUGGGGGUGGGGGUGGGGGUGGGCCUAGUGAGGCCCCCUACCCCUCACAUUCACCCAUGCCCAUUGUGUCUCCUCCCCUUGAGUCCCCCAAGCCCAGCAAGAAGCAGGAGCAGAAGAGCACAGGACUCCUCACCGAGACUGUGGGACCCAUCGGGCACUUUGUGGAUGACCAAGGCAACGAGGUUUGGAUCUGUCCCACCUGCGGCAAGCAAGAUGACGGGUCACCCAUGAUCGGCUGCGACACCUGCGAUGACUGGUACCACUGGGUGUGUGUUGGUAUCCAAGUUCCUCCUAAUGAUGAUGUCAACUGGUACUGUAAUCGGUGUCUCUCCCAGCACAAGCAGCGUGGGGCGCCCCCAGAGAAAAAGAAGCGAGGCCGGAAAAAGAAAUGAUAACAGCCUUGAGAGGGCAGUGAAGGCCCAUGGCACUGGAAGGGACCACUGUGCUUUGAGAGACGUCCUCAGUUUGAGUUGUGUACGGGUGUUGUUUACUCCUUUUCUGACUUGAUGGGAGUUCAUCUCACAGGGAUCUUGUACAACUAGGGGACUAGAACAUUCUUUAGGAAGUGAAUCAUUCAUUUAGAAAGGAGUAAAUGCACCACCUAUACAUUUAGUGUACAGUAUCUUUAAACAAUCACAAACUGAGGACUUGUAAAGCCUUGGCAAAUGAUUCGGUCCAUUGGUCUACCUAAUCUUAGCUGGCAAAUGUUGGUGUGGCUGUGGUAGUAGCAUGCUGCUGUGAGGGAGGAGUUUUACUUAUAUAUUGUUUGUUAAAAGUGAAAAUGAUAAUUUAAAUAAGUGAUGAAAAGGAAAACAAUGUUAGGAAAUGUUGAGUUUCUGCCUGUAAUGUGUCAUUACCAGACAAAUUCCUAUUCAAAGUCAGGGGUGCCUAUAUGACAGCAAGUACAAUUGAGCCCUCCUCCUCAGUUCCCCAUUCCUUUGCAGCUAAAAUACAGUUAAAGACAAAGGGUGAACCUGCAGAACAGACUUAUGUCUAUGAAUGCUUGCCUUGACCCCCUCCCAAGGUAGGAAUAUGGGACAUAAACACUGAAUCAAGAGCACUAGUUGGGGCACACAUGAUAACACUUGCUGUAUCUAUUGUAUAAAAGAAGGCCCAUCGGCACCAAUUGUUAUUAGCUGUGGCAACUUUUCCUAGGCACCUAAAUUUCAAAUCUAUUUUACCAUUAUAAAAAAAAUCAAAAGCAGCUGCUACAGUGAAAACUUUUUGACGUGACUGAAAAACCUUCCUCUAUGGUGGCUGAAAGACCAAUUCCAAGAUAAUUGAAUAACAAGGAUGAACCAAAGAAAUGUUUUCCCUCACAGGAUUGUUACUUAGGAAGAAAUGAGUUUUGAGUGGAGUGAAUGCCUGAGUGAUGGUCUGGAUGCUGUUUGUCUGCCAGUCUUCUCAAAGUAUGUUUGUUGGUUGGUCUGUUUAUUUGUCAUCGUUGCUGUAGAUAUUUGUAUUUGGAAUUGGAAGUAAAUAUAUAUGUCAG
This is a messenger RNA of Eriocheir sinensis (Chinese mitten crab), 5365 nucleotides long. It is a transcript of the gene Taf3, whose product is annotated as transcription initiation factor TFIID subunit 3-like. Gene Ontology annotation, molecular function: protein heterodimerization activity. The record is from RefSeq and is a predicted model, not a curated record. Lineage: Eukaryota; Metazoa; Arthropoda; Malacostraca; Decapoda; Varunidae. The transcript is spliced from 10 exons. The coding region runs from base 417 to 4265 and encodes 1282 amino acids. Gene Ontology annotation, cellular component: transcription factor TFIID complex.